This is a messenger RNA of Dinoponera quadriceps, 7675 nucleotides long. RefSeq names its product protein CASC1-like. Gene Ontology annotation, molecular function: beta-tubulin binding; microtubule binding. NCBI's taxonomy places the organism in Eukaryota, Metazoa, Arthropoda, Insecta, Hymenoptera, Formicidae. Gene Ontology annotation, cellular component: axoneme. The record is from RefSeq and is a predicted model, not a curated record. The coding region runs from base 782 to 3076 and encodes 764 amino acids. The transcript is spliced from 17 exons.
GCAGUGAGCUGCUCGACCGCGCCCUUCGCGCUCGAGGAGCCGAAGGAAUUAUAUAGAUAUAUCUCACCGCUCUAUAUAUCGCGUUAGAAUAAAGCCAAGAAAAAUCCCGAUUGACCACGUUGCAAUUGACCACCACUAACCAGCCGCGAUUUGGAAGUUUUCUUGAGUGUGGUCAAUCGGGUUCCAUCCAUUCGUGCUAGAAUUAAGUUAUCAGAGUAUAGGGAAUAUAUAAUCGUUCGAACCUCAUUGACCUUCGCAUGCACGCGCGUGUUUCGAGACACACUGAGGAGCAUCGUCGACCUGUGGUUGGGUCCCUGUGUGCACAUGACCUUCUCUCUCUCUCUCUCUCUCUGACAUCGCUGAGAAUCGACGCUCCCUCUCCAUCCUCAGAGCGUUCGCAGGAAUAGCAGCAAACAAGCAAACGGUGGAAUUAGAUUCUAUUUGGAAUGACAUUGAAAAAAAUAUAACCGCCGAAGCAGAAACUGAAGCAGAGAACGAAGACGUAACUAAAGAUGAAGAAACAAUCAGGAGAACGACAAGGAUGGUGGCUUUCAAAAGCCACGCACCUUUACUUUUGAAAUCCGAAACCGAGUAUGAUGAAUAUGAGGAAGAUGAAGAUGCACAAAUUUCGGAAGCAAAGAAGCCAUCGCGUGUCUCGUUAUUAAUAGGGGAAUGGACUGCAAAACAGGUACAAGUCAUAGUAGCUCUCACAUGACGAUUUCAUUAAAGUGAAGGAUCAUUACUUCGUUCGAUUUAGACGAAGCCUCCAAAAGUCAAAAAGAUGAGGAAGAAAUCGCGCAAAGCUCUCGAAAGAGAGCAAGCGGCGUCCGCGGCUGCAGCCGUUGAAGCUGAGGAGACCAGGGCACAGAUAAUCAAAGACAUGCACGAAGAGAUUCGAUGGGAGAAGUAUAAUGCAGAGAGACAAGUGUCACUCGAAGAGAAAGAGGCUGCAAUGCGCGAAGUUCAAUUGGAAAAGACCUGGCAUGCCCUUCAGGAUCAUGAAGGCGCCUUCGUGAAAUACGUAACUGAUGCCGAGAAAGAGGAAAAUUGGAUCAGGUACAUGACUUGCGACGGAUUGCCGGAUCCCGGUAGCUUAUCAGAGAUGAAUACUUUUGUGUUUUUGUGGUCCAUGGAAGACAAGGAAGUUAAUAUGAGCAACUUCACCAGAAAAUAUUACACUGUUAUUUAUCUAAUAACGAAACUUGACGAAAUAGUGCGAUUCUCUUUGAUGAGAUCGCCCAGCUACCUAUUCGAGUGCAAGGUGAUCCGGCAACGAUUUCGGGACAAGCUUCAAGAAUGGAUGGACAUGGCGUGCUACGCUCUGUUGCGGCAAAUAGAGAGAGACAUGGUCCGCGAGGACACGAAAACGGCGACGUACAGUAGCGUCUCGAAGCACGUCAGUUGUUGUAUCUGGGUCCUGAUAAAGUGGCCGAUUAAACUUAAACAGCCCACCGACAAAGAUCGAAUACCAAUCGAGGUACACUUCGAAGAAAUGGAACUGACCGUCAAAAUGCCCACUGACAUUGACUGCUAUUGCAUGGCGAUACGAGCAUUAUGGGUGAUGUAUGAUCAUUAUUCGGAUCGCGCGAUCUCGCACGUCAUGCCGGAAUUGCCGGACAAAUAUAAAAGCAACUAUAUUAUAAACUUUCCUACCUUCUGUCAGAACGAAUAUAACACGAAGUUGAAAAUACGCGAUGAGCAGGCCGAAGGACGUCGCCUGCGGCUGGAGGAGAAGAAAGCUAUACUUGAGAGAAUGGAACAUCCGCCGGAACUGGAAUCUACGAAACUCGAUCGUAAGGGGAAGCAGCAAAAGAAACUGGGCGUUCAAGCAAAACCAGAACCGAUACAGGAAAUGAAAUGUUUGCCGUAUCUGCCUACACCUGACGAGAUCAUUCUACAAAAAGAUGAGGAAACUAGGAAGGAGAUUAGAAAGUUGCUAUUCACGCGAUGCGAGAAGACGGAGAUCAAUCUGCGAAAAUAUAGAAUACUCGGCGGAGUGAUACACAUCGAUUUAAUUUAUCAGCCGCCGCAACCCAAAGAUAUGGGGAGAAACCUUAUGCUUACCACUCUACAAAUUCCAAAAGAACUGAAAUUCGUGCCGUUCUCGAAGCCGUACAAAGCACCGCCUCCGGCACCCGACUCCGAGAGAACACCGGAGGUGAUCGAGGCGGAAAUGAAAGCUCUGGAAACUGCGAUGGAGGCUCUGGCGCUAGUAACUUUGAAACUUCCCAGUUCGAUUAUCUGGUUUGAACCGCCGUUGGUGGCGCACUGGAUUCCCGAGAGAAAUAUGUGGUCCACGCAGGACGUGCAUGACAUCAAAUACAACGAAGAGAAGCAGACCAUUACCUUCAGAACCGGCAGGCUGGGCGUUCACGGGUUUGCUGCUUUUAAAUUCAUCAACGUUCCCUUCCAAAGUUGGGAGCUCAAACCCGAAAUGGGCAGGCACGCGCGCGGCGGCAUUGCGCUCAAUGUGUCCGCCGCUAUCGUUCAAGCGGAAUUUAUAGUCCGGGAGGACUUGGUGUGCUUAAAUUCGCUGGCCGGCGGCAUGUCGGCAGCGAUAAAGGACAUUCUCGGGGAAUAUAUGAGGCUGUACUUCCUGGUUGAGAAAAUGCGCGAUGCUGGAUGCGACCUAUUUCCGGAGCGGGACGCCUGCAGUUACGUGAAGUCUCUCCCGGUGAAACAUCCGGUGACGGAGAAGCAUCUGCGAGAAUGCAUGGCCCUGCUUUGCACGGCGUACACCUUCUCCUGGUCGCGGUGGAACGCCAGUCGGAACUGCCGCGAAAUCGUCAUACAAUUCAAGGAGCUGCAUGGAUGCCUCGCGAAAGAGCAAACGAACGCAACUCUGUUGGUGACUCCUUCGCGAACAAUGACGGUAGCUUGCACCGAGGUGAGCUCCGAGUUCUCCGACGCGCCCUUAGACGGUGAAAAAUCAAAGUUCUAUUCCGAUUUGUACAACUUGGCGCUACAGAACGCCGGUGUGAAGACCCGACUUCUGAUGAAGAGUGUCUCCUUUAAGUUGGUCAGCACCGUCGCCGAACUUCUCGGUCGCACUAACGUGAUCAGCAUGUCGUCCUGAGAAAUUCAAUAGAAAAGCGAGCCUCAACCUUUCAAGCUGUUGAAACCUUUCGUCGUGACGCCGUCGUAGCUCGUCGGUGAAAAUAAAUCGAAUCAUCAACGGAGGAAGGCACCACUGGUUGCGCGGCCACGAAAUAUAUUUCUCACUGAAAGCUUGCCCCCUCUAAAAAAAAUGCAAGAAAUACAUCGUUGCGUAAUCAUAAUCGCGUUUAUUAUUAAUCCCUCAGUGAAUUAACAUGUUGUUGGCUCACUGACCGCUCUCAAUCAGCUUAACUCUGUAUUCGGGCAAUCGCGGCCAAACAUAUAAUUAUAAGUGGUACAUGAUACAAUACCGUUUAUCAAAAUGGUAAUGUAAUGUAUACACGCCGUAAGUCUUCGUUUAUAUAUUAUGAGAUACGGUCGCGUCAAAUUCUCUCCUCUACCGUCUCCACUUUUUUUUCUCUCCCGCUUUCUCUCUCCUCUCUUCGCCAUACAUCAUCAUCGCGAACAAUUCAUUCAUUUACGCAGCAAAAAUAUCGUCUUCUCGAUCGCGCCGAAUUUCGUUUCGCUUUUUUUUCCUUUUUUUUAAUCUCUUUUCCGGGACUACUAUCGUCUAUCCGGGAGGAUUACGUGAGUUACGCAUGUUGUAACGCCGCUGGGUGUAUAUCGAAGCAACGACACCACAUUUUGCAUCCCUCUUCUCGUUCUACUCUGUACAGUCUGUAUGUAUAAAUCAGAUGCAAAAAUAUUGAUGGUCGUAAUAAAAUUAUCUGUCGAAUAUAAAUACCGUCGCGUCGAUUCUUUCGUCUCUAUCUGCUUUUCCCUAGAGAACCUUACUUUAAUCAAAAAUAUAAUCGUUCGUACGUGUACGUGUGUGUGUAGAAACAGAUCGCUAAGAAAAAUAAUCACUCUCGUCGUAAACUUUCAUUCGAUUUAGACAUCUAUUUUUCAUCUGAGAGAAGUAUACUUUGUGACACAAUCGAAGUAUCAUAAUGAAUAAUUGCGCACAAUGAUGUCGCGUUAAAGGAAUAUCUGCGAUCGAUCGAUUUCAAGUCAGAUCGUUAAAAGCGUUUGUGUCGUACUUUUUCCCUUCUCUUUUGCCUUUCUUCCUUUUUUUGUGUUUUUUUUCCGUUUAGAAUGAGUUUCCGGAUAUAUAUGGUGAAAUGGUGAUUCUGAAUUCUUAGAUACUUUGCUGAAAAUAAUUUUCAUUCUUCGUCUGUGGCGCAACUUUUUUCUUCCGAUACGAUAAAAGUCUAUGAGAACGCAUGACGGAACGCAAUAUGAUGGAAUAUCUUGUUACGGCCUUCAAUGUUUACGAAAACAACAACGACACUCAAAGGAAGUCAGCCUCGCAAAAGCAACGUACAAUAAAUGUGCGUACAUGCAACGCUAACGUUCGACCAAUGCGCGCGCGUUCGAUAAAAAAUAGCCAAAAUGGUUUGCGUAUCCAACCAGGUAUGAAGCGAAUUCUCGAUGACCGCUCUCUCUUUUUUUUUUCUUUUUUCCUCUCCUUCAUCCCGCUAAACAGCGUGUUGACUCGCGUUCGCUAAUUCGCAUCGCGCGCUUCUGAAGCAACACAGACGGAUCGUACAAGCUAUUAAAAUACAAUAUUGUAUCGCGACUCCGCUGAGUCGCGCCGCUUUGCGCGUUUUCGGUGAUCCGGAAAAUCGAUCGCUCUCUCUCUCUCUUUCUCUCUCUCUCUCUCUCUCUCUCUCUCGGCGCACGCUGGCGUGUCUACGUAAUCAUGUGCAUCGAUUUAACACUUAUGAUAUAUAUAAUAUGUACAUGUUUGAGGGAUAUGUUGCUGGUUCACUGUCGCAAAGUGUACCGUGUGACGAGAAAUAAAAGGAGCCAUGAAUGAUUAAUGCUGAUCCGUCCUUGUUCUUUCGCUCAAAGAAACCGUGAAUAUCGUGCCGAUCAUCAUCGGCAAGGGGAUGCCAAAGUGAAUCUAUAAGGCUAUUCGAAAACCAACACGAAUGAAACGCAAGAGAGAGACGAGCCACGGUUCGCUCGUCGAGGUAUUAUCAAUGUGAACGAGCACUUUUUUCCGGACGACAAGCAUAAGCAUUACGAUCUUUCGGCGUUUCACGCUUUGCACUCGACGGUCCGUUUCACAGUCCGGGCUGUUCAGAAAAAUCGCGUGUCUCCAAUCCUGCGAAAUCGAAAAGCCGCAACAUACCUUCUCAACUUCAUUGCUAGAUAAAAAAUCGACUUCGAUUCGCACCGAUUAUACGUGAUCGACGCUUUCGUUCUAUUGUCCUCACUUGGAACGUCGUUUGUACAGCAUCGCGAAAGGGCCUGGCAAACAGUUCGUCGAGUGCAAAGUAUCGAAGACGAGUCCCUGAUUUCCGGGCUCGAUGGUAAAAUAUCCGUAUACACAACUCGGAAGAAAUAUCGUGCAACAGCGAACCGCUAUCGGAAGAUAAAAUGGCUCCUUUAUUAAUAUCUAGUACGAAUCGCGAAUACAUUUUUUUCUGUUUCUUCGUCUUCUUCUUUUUCCUGUCUCCUCUCUUCUACUACCGUUUUUGUUUCGUUUUUUUCUUUCGUUUGAAAUCAUCACGUUUUGACAUCGUCACGUGCACGAAACCGCAUCUUUAAGCUGCUUACAAUUGAGGUAAUCCAUGAUAUAAGGCCCACGUCACUUUCCGCAUCAGACUGUCGCAUGUUCGUUUUACUUGCUAAGUGAUACUCCCCCUUUCUCUCUCUCUCUCUCUCUCUCAACACUCCAUCCUUCGCUCUAUUCACCCUUAAGUACUUAAUUAAUAUAUUUUGCAAGCCUGCGCAACAUAAGGUCGAACAUCGAACAUCGAACGUCUCUGUCGGCAAUCUCGCCGUCGCUUCAUCGUUUACUCUUCCUCUCGAUUUCUCUUCAGCUAGAUUAAUACUAUGACUACACUUCGACAUAUAGGUAUCACGAUACGGAUUAGUAUACCUAACAUACACGAGACAUUUCACCUUACGCUAGGUAGUUAAACGUUACACACGUUCAACCCAGUCUAUAACGAACGUUAAAACCAUGGUAAUUGAAGAACCGACGAACGAACGAACGAAAAGACGUAACGGGAGAAGAAACGAAAUAAUAGGGGAUUAUCGGGAUAUCGAAGAGGAGAAUGGAGGGAGUUUAUGAGAUUGAAUCGUUGCGGAAAGUAAUAUAAUGUCUGGCAGAAGCAACGAAUCGAAAUAAUUAGGAGGAGUGUUGAGAAUGGGUGCGAUGGCAAAUGUCAGAGACAUGUUCAACUGACGCUUCUCUCUCGUGAGUCUAACGGAUUUCUAUUAGUCGGAUACUCUGGAAAAAAGAAACCCAGAGUUGCUCGAAAUAAUUACUAACUCGCCGAUACUUUGCUAAGUUAUUUACACGAGGCUGCACGCGUGCGAUUUAUCGAAUUCGCAUUCGGAAUAUGACACAAGUAUUAAUACAGUGCGGCCACACACCACAUACUUCGACUGAACGUAGAGGGUAAGAAAACAAAGAAAAAUAAUUUAGGGGGAAGAACACAUUUUUUUUAUACUGUCUUAGCAGGUUAAUAAAUAUAUAGAUGUUUUUUAAGCACUGUCCAAUAUUUUAGUAGUUGAUUUUGGAGGUCAUUUUAUAAAUAAAAAGCUUACAUGUGAUAACAUAGUUUAAUAACCUCAAGAAUCGAUUUCUACAAUACUGGACAAUAUUUAGGAAACAUUUCGUAUAUUUAUUUGCUACAUCAAAUUUGCUAUCCCUCUAAAUUAUUUCUUUCCGUGAUGAAAUCAAGAGCAACGCAGUGUGCGUAAAAAUGUCAAACGGGAACGUAAAUUUAUACGUUUAAAUUUCGAGUAUAGCUGAAAACUGAAAACACCGCGAGCGUACGCUGUCUUCGACUCACCAAACAGUUCGCUAUACUUCCGCAUUGACAAAGCGAAGACAGCGGCUGUAUUCAGAAAACACAAGCGAUCAGUGAGUGGUCAGUUAUUAUUGGUCUUUAAUGUUAGAUCCCUAAAUUUAGACCAAUUAUAUUGACGAAUUAUUUAACUGUGAUACUGUUGCGUCUUCUGAAUGCAACCAAUAUUGACGUACGUUCGAUGCCUCUGAUCCACGUUAGAAAUUGAAACGCACGCAAGCACACCUAAUUCCUUCCGUGACAGAUCCCGUCGCGCGUAUUUAUCCUUCUGCUCUUCUGUCAAUAUGUAUAACGCGACUCACAUGACAUGAUCGGCAAGCGAAGGAUGAUCUUACGUGUUCUAAAUUCUUUUGGCACCUUAUUGUUUUCGCGUUAUGAUCGCACGGGAAGCAGGUCGGGAAAAUCGCUUCGAUACGAAAGCGCUUUCGUCAAACGUGUCGAUAUUAUCUCGACAAAAUAAUAAGGUCCAGUAAAUUUGACCAAACUUAAAUAAAAAAAGAAAAAUAAAGAAAUAAAUAAAAAGAGAGAAGGGGAGAGAGAGAGAGAGAGAGAGAGAGAGAGAGAGAGAGAGAGAGAGAGAGAGAGAGAAGAAAGGAGAAAAGGAAACGGAAAGAUAUGAUUACGGUAAACCGAUAAGUAUUUUGAGUCAAGAUAUCUGUCGUGUCGAUUUUAUUGUGAAACUCAUCGGAUCGUAACUCAAUACGCGAGAGAAAUAAUUUUGAAGUGCAUAUACCGAACCAAGGUAACUAAAA